UUCAAAGCUCAAAAUACCAAAUGUUAAAACAUUUGAAAUGUUAAGAUGUGGCCACAGCCUUAUACUAUAGCAGCACGGAAAGUUUACAUAGGAGAUACUUGUUAAGAACCCAAACAGGCCUGUCGCCAACAAUUAGUCAAGGACCAAAACCGCUCACGUGCUAAAUACCACUCAAGUCAUGCGCGCGACAUAAACGACACAGAAGGAGCGCGCGUUUCCAAGAUCGUCCAGAGCCGCCAGGGAAUGUUUAGAUCCCCUGCCCUGUUACAUUGAGCCAUCCCGUGUGAUACCUUUAAACCAAUUUCCUCCAAUCAGAGAAAGUGGUAAACAUGCCAAGUAGACGGCCGACCCUAUUCCUUCUAUAGCUUCUGUUCCAGGUCAUUUGUCUGCCAUGUAGCCAAAUGUAAGCUUUUUCUUUUUUUUUCCUCACUCCAUCAGGCCGUCUCUGUGUAGACUGUCGGCCUACCCUAUUUUUCGGACCGGAAAAGGAUAGCCUUCAAUAUUAGCCCAGGCUAAUAGUGGCCGCAUUGCUCUGGAAUUUAAAUGUUUUUAGCCUAUCGUGUCGGAGCCUAAUAAAAUACAGUUAUUCCUCACACUACCUCCCAGAAACAACGUAGCAAUAGAACAUAGGAACACACUCAACCACACACCAGCUAUCGGGAAUAGCGACGAUGAGACACCACUUGAGUCUGCUCAAUGCAGACAGCGUGACGUCAGCUUGAAUCCGUCAGCUGGCCCCUCCACCUAGCCUGUGCGAGAAUUCUGACCGAACGAGCUGCGGAAACGGCACCGCGAGUAGCCCCCCGCAUCAUCGGACUGGAACCAAAAAAUAUCACCCAGAUUAGUGCGUUUUAAGACUCUAACCGUCUUAAUCAAAGGUGGGAUCGGUACGAGCAACAUAACUAUUUAUUUGAGUCUAUUUAUUUAUUAUUUAUUCUGUCCUCCAUUGAUUUUUUUCACGCUGUAAUGGCUGGGCUCUCGGGUUGCGGCUGCUAAGCGGCAGGUGCAUUGUCGAGGACAUGUCUGUGCGUGAUGGAUUUUGCCUCACCACUGAGAUGAUGGAUCUGCCGGAGCCAAAUGGAAUUCGCCUCAUCCAUAACAGAGCCUUCGAUGGGUGAGAAAGCUUAAACGGGGCGCGUCUGAGACCUGCGGCCGAGGCUGUGUCGCAGGAGAGUGGGUAGGGGAGGGCGGCAGAGAUAUUGAAACGAAAAUAAAUAAAGAAUCAAGCAGUGGGAGAAUUUUACCUAUAAGAGCUGUGUAAUACGUAUGGGACCAGAACAUGGAACACAACGGGGCUGCAUCUUAACGAUGACAUUACAUUAAAGGCGUUUGGCACGGAUUAUUCCCCCUGCAGAGGGGUCGUUUGGAUGAACUAUAUACAUUUCUUGGUUCAUCUCCCGUCUGUUCUUUCGCACCGGUUUAACCGGGUGAUUUAGCCUACCACUAGCGGUUAAUACCAUUCCAUUGAACCGCCAAGAUGAUGGAGCUACAGUUGGAUGAGGUGGUGUACCAGGAUGACUACGGCUCCGUAUCGGUGAUGUCGGAGCGCGUGUCAGGCCUGGCCAACAGCAUCUACCGGGAGUUCGAACGCCUCAUUCACAGUUACGAUGAGGAGGUAGUGAAGGAGCUAAUGCCUCUUGUGGUGAAUGUCCUGGAGAACCUGGAUGGGGUACUGACAGAGAACCAGGAGCAUGAGGUGGAACUCGAGCUUCUUAAGGAGGACAACGAGCAGCUCAUCACGCAGUACGAGCGUGAGAAGGCGCUACGCAAACAGGCAGAAGAGAAAUUUAUCGAGUUUGAGGAUGCUUUGGAGGCAGAGAAGAAGGAUCUGCAGAGACAGGUGGAGUUCCUGGAACUGCAGGGAAAACAGCUGGAACUCAAGAGCAAGAAUUAUGCUGACCAGCUAUCUCGGCUGGAGGAGAGAGAAGCUGACAUGAAGAAGGAGUAUAAUGCCCUACACCAGCGUCACACAGAGAUGAUCCAGACAUACGUGGAACACAUUGAGCGUUCCAAGCUGCAACAGGCCGGAAGUGCCCAAUCAGAGGGCACCGGCAGCCGAACUCAUCGCCACACCUGGAGGAAAAGUAAAGCGGAGCGUCCUCCAUCGCUGAGUCUGUUCUCCGGCGGAGAUGGGAUGGAGGAUGGUUCUGAGUCGGACUCAGUGGCUGCGACCCCUAGCAGUGGAGGCAGCAAGUCCAACACGCCCACCUCCUCGGUGCCCUCCGCCUCCGUGACCCCCCUGAACGAGGUGCUGGCGUCGGCUGGAGAGUUCGAGAGCCAGCGGGGGAGGGGCAGGAAGAGUGCCAAACGACUCAGCAGAAACAUGGAGGUCCAGGUUUCCCAGGAAACCAGGAACGUCAGCAUUGGUAUGGGCAGCAGUGAUGAGUGGUCAGAGUUCCAGGAGAUCAUUGACUCCACCCCAGAGCUGGACAUGUGUAUGGACCCACGAGUCUAUGGAGGAGGAAACAGUCCAUCUCAGGGCAUAGUGAACGAGGCCUUUGGCAUCAACACUGACUCUCUCUACCACGAGAUCAAAGAUGCCAAGUCUGACAUCAUUGGCGAUGUGGACGCGGGAGCUGAGCUGCUUGGGGAGUUCUCAGUGCGAGAUGAUUUCUUCGGGAUGGGGAAGGAGGUGGAGAAUCUGCUGACAGAAAACAAACAACUACUGGAGACAAAGAAUGCCCUGAACAUUGUGAAGAAUGACCUCAUUGCUAAAGUAGAUGAACUCUCAGGGGAACAGGAAGUGUUGCGAGAGGAACUGGAAGCAGUGAAACAGUCCAAGAACAAGGUGGACACCAGGCUCAAAGAGCUGGAGGAGGAGCUUAAGAGGCUUAAGGCAGAGGCUCUUGGAGCAUCUCAGGAUUCUAAGGACGAAGGUGGAGAAGAUGAAUGGCAACAGUACUCAUCCCCGCUGCAGGACGGAGACGUGGCCAUAGCGCAGCGGCGGCGCUUCACGCGGGUGGAGAUGGCGCGGGUGCUCAUGGAGAGGAACCAGUACAAGGAGCGGCUGAUGGAGCUGCAGGAGGCCGUGCGCUGGACAGAGAUGAUCAGAGCAUCCAGGGAAAAUCCUCAGAUCUCGGAGAAGAAGAAGUCCACCAUCUGGCAGUUCUUUGCACGUCUCUUCAGCACCUCAUCCAGUCCUCCUCCAGUGAAGAGGCCGUACAACAGCGUCAACAUCCAUUACAAGUCGCCCUCGCCGGCUAGCUUUAACCAGAGGCGCUCUCACACCAUGUGCCAGAUCUCCACAUCCAACCGCACUCUCGAGUUCUUCCCUGAAGAACUCCCCAGUAACGGUGUUGCGUCUCUCCUCAGCGACUCGGCACUGUCGGUACGGCGCGAGCAGCGGCGGGAGCAGUACCGGCAGGUGCGCGAGCACAUGCGCCGCGACGACGGGCUCAUGCAGGCCUGCGGCUGGAGCGUGCCUCCCCGAUACAAACAGACUGCGCCCCAGGUUGAAGGCCCGCAGGAGAGCCCCCUGAAGAGACAGCAGGCCAAUGAGAAGGAGGACAACCGCAUGAAAAAUGUGCCUGUUCCUGUCUACUGCCGCCCCCUAGUGGAGAAAGAUCCAAACAGGAAGCUGUGGUGUGCAGCAGGGGUAGACCUGACUGGCUGGAAAACGUCCAAUCCGGAUGCAGUACCUGCAAAGGCUUCAGCCAAUGGCUCUGACCCACUGACAGCAGAGGAGGAGGGAGGAGAAAACAAGAGCGAGCACAGCUCACCAGAGAGGAAGAAGCCUAAGGAGCUGCAUGAGAUGGACUCCAUGAGCAGCCGCGUGUGGAUCCUGACCAGCACCCACUCAGGGAGCAAGGUGGUCAUCAUAGAUGCCAAUCAGCCCGGCUCGCUGGUCGACCAGUUCAAUGUGUGUAAUGCCCAUGUGUUGUGCAUAUCCAGUGUGCCAGCUGCCAGUGAGAAUGACUACCCAGCAGGAGAGAUCUUCCUGGAGCAGCAACAGCAGGUUGACGGCAGCAAGGAAGAGAGUGGUGGGGUUGAGGGCAUGUUAGCGGGCAUCACUCUGGUGGGCUGUGCCACCAACUGCAGUGUGGUGCGCAGCAACUGCUCCUCACGCACCGACACUCCUGUCCUGGACAAAGGACAAGCCCCCACAGCUCCAGUGCUAAGCAGCAGGUUGGCCGUGUCCCAGUCAGCUGAGGAGGCCACCGAGGCCACAGAGGUGCCAGAGGAGGCAGGGCCUAAUGAGGAAGGGGAGGAGCCCACUCAGAUAGGGCCCUUCACGGAGCACGUCUUCACCGACCCACAAACGCACAGCACAGACAGCAACACAAACAGUCAUGGUGGUGGUCAGAAGGAGGAGGUGAAUUCAGCUCCUGCAGAUUCCCUGGAGGGUGGAGACGAUCGCGCCGGGACCAGUGUAGCUCCCACCAUGUGGCUCGGAGCCCAGAAUGGCUGGCUCUAUGUGCAUUCCUCCGUGGCCAACUGGAAGAAGUGUCUUCACUCCAUUAAACUCAAAGACUCUGUGCUCAGUCUAGUACAUGUCAAAGGUCGAGUCUUAGUUGCACUGGCAGAUGGAACAUUGGCCAUUUUCCACAGAGCAGAGGAUGGACAGUGGGAUUUGUCCAACUACCACCUGAUGGACCUGGGCCGGCCACACCACUCAAUCCGAUGCAUGGCCGUGGUGCAUGACAAGGUGUGGUGCGGCUACAAGAACAAAAUCCACAUCAUCCAGCCAAAGAGUAUGCAGAUAGAGGAGUCUUUUGAUGCUCACCCGCGUAGGGAGAGUCAGGUACGGCAGCUGGCGUGGAUCGGCGACGGUGUUUGGGUGUCGAUCCGUUUGGACUCCACGCUGCGUUUGUACCAUGCCAUAACCCACCAACACCUGCAGGAUGUCGACAUCGAGCCUUAUGUCAGCAAAAUGCUCGGCACAGGGAAACUUGGCUUCUCUUUUGUACGAAUCACAGCUCUCCUGAUUGGAGGAAACCGUCUAUGGGUGGGGACAGGGAACGGUGUGAUCAUUUCAAUCCCACUGACUGAGACGGUAGUCCUUCAUCGGGGACAGCUCCUUGGUCUGAGGGCCAAUAAGGUGUCUCCCACAUCGUCGGGGGGCGUGAUCCAUGUGUAUGCUGAUGACAGCGCAGAGAAGAGCAACGGGAGCUUCAUCCCCUACUGCUCCAUGGCCCAGGCACAGCUGUGUUUCCAUGGUCACCGAGAUGCCGUCAAGUUCUUUGUGUCUGUUCCAGGCAAUGUGUUGGCCACCCUGAAUGGCAGUGUGUUAGAUAGCCCGUCAGAGUCUCAGGGGUCCUCGGCUCCUGCGGAGACGGAAGCUCAGAGCGUGCAGAAUGUACUGGUGCUCAGUGGAGGGGAGGGCUACAUCGACUUCCGCAUCGGUGAUGGGGAGGACGAUGAGACAGAGGAAGGGGACGCUGGCGCUCCGCAGAUGAAGCCAGCGUUGUCUAAAGCUGAGAGGAGUCACAUUAUUGUGUGGCAGGUGUCCUACAUCCCAGAGUGACAAGCUUGCCCCUCUACCCCCCCCCCCCCCCCCCCCCCCCCCACACCCUGUAACUACCUAUGAUGCCCUGUAACUACCCUGUACAACGUUAUGAUGGCCCAGUACUCUGUAACUAUACCCCUCUAUCCUGUAACUACCUCCCCGAUGCCUUGUAUGUACCCCGUUUAUCCUGUAAGUACCCCCUCACUGCAUUGUAACUACCCUCUAAUUCCUGUACCUGCUGUAAGCUCUGUAACUACCCUUUGGCCCUCUAUCUAGCCCUCGGCACAUUUUAACUCCAUCUUCAUUACAUUUACCAAUGCCCUAUACCUUGUAUGUAUCAAUUCUGGUUGGAAACCAGUCCCCAAAGCACUGCUAAACCCCCUUACCUCUUGGAACCUUUAUAUUCCAAACUACUACAGCUGCAAAACAGCCCGUAUAAAUAGCCAGACAUCAGCCAAAUAUGGACAUGGAAAACCUUUGAGGACAGCCAAACAUCCCCAGGUCCAAGAAAUCCCUCCCUCCCAGACUGACCUCCUCUUCAUCAUCUCAUCCUAUGAUUGAUGGUGAAUAUUGGAAACCAACUCACGGCUCACUGAAUUACCCCAGACACAGGCAGCUGAUUGGUUCAGACUAUUUCGACAGGCUCUGAUUGGUUGGGCAAAUGCAUCCUGGUACCUGACUAGUUAGUUAAAUGCAGACAGUACAAUGUAAGUAACUAAGUAACUUAGUAAGUAAGUGAGGAAUAAGACCAAAGGAGACAAACAUGGAAUUUUAGCAUGAAGAACCAUAAUACUGCGGAGGGGCCCAAUGGGACAAGAUGGUGAGCCCGACAGGGUGAGACGCAUAGUAAGUGGAAGAUGUAGUAACAAUGACAGAGAGAGGCAUAUAGCAAGUGGCGGAGACAGAAACAGAAAAAGGGGAACGUGAGGACAUUAGCAAAGGCUGCAUCUGCAUCAGACCAAUCAGAGAUUGGACUCUUUGUCAUCAGUGAGCUGUGAGAACGCUCAUCCAAUGACACCCCCCCCCCCCCCUCCCCUUUCAAAGAGUGGCAGCUGGACUGAGGCCUGCUCAUGGUUGCCUGUUUUGAAUGACGGCUGUCAGAGAGAUGGAUUUCCCUGCCUUGAUGCUCUGUAUGUCAACUCAUCAUUACUCUCUGUUGUCUUCUCAUUGUGGUUAAAUAUUAAACAUAUUCGUGCUAUGAA
Clupea harengus (Atlantic herring) is the source of this 6648-nucleotide messenger RNA. It is a transcript of the gene mapk8ip3, whose product is annotated as mitogen-activated protein kinase 8 interacting protein 3. Gene Ontology annotation, molecular function: JUN kinase binding; MAP kinase scaffold activity; kinesin binding. Gene Ontology annotation, cellular component: cytoplasm. Gene Ontology annotation, biological process: vesicle-mediated transport. The record is from RefSeq and is a predicted model, not a curated record. Lineage: Eukaryota; Metazoa; Chordata; Actinopteri; Clupeiformes; Clupeidae.